Messenger RNA from Schistocerca serialis cubense, 4018 nucleotides. RefSeq names its product serine/threonine-protein kinase par-1-like. Gene Ontology annotation, cellular component: cytoplasm. The transcript is spliced from 13 exons. Lineage: Eukaryota; Metazoa; Arthropoda; Insecta; Orthoptera; Acrididae. The record is from RefSeq and is a predicted model, not a curated record. Bases 364 to 2547 code for a protein of 727 amino acids. Gene Ontology annotation, molecular function: tau-protein kinase activity; ATP binding; protein serine/threonine kinase activity. Gene Ontology annotation, biological process: protein phosphorylation; microtubule cytoskeleton organization; intracellular signal transduction.
AGCGCUCCUAUCAGUACAAUUAUGUUUUGUUAUUAUUGCAUCUAGCAUUUCGCUGCAGCAGAAAAAUUACACGCGUGACGUAUACCGUAGUUGAUUGAUGGAGGGCAUUUAAACGGUUCUGAUCUGGUGCCGCGUGACAAAACCGCUCCGUCUCUGCAUAAGUGAACCGCAGUGUGAAGGACCCCGGCGGUCACUAGCUGUGCGCCGUCGCGGACGUACGGCAGUUUCUCGUUUAUUACUUCCGCCCACCGGCGCGUCGCGCUGCGAUGACGCCGCCCCCGCCACCCACGCCGCUGCACGCACACAGCCGGCCCAAAGGACGCGCGUCGGCGCGCGAGUCGCAGCUCUGAGGGCGUCGACGUCAUGGUCAUCAUGUCCUCGUGCGACGGCCGAGCGCACCUCCCGCUGCAGCAGCCGCCGGCCUCGGCGCCCAUGGCGGCGUCUACGGUCGCGUCGUCGUCGCCGCCGCCCACUUCCGCCGCCACAGCCGCCUCCUCUUCGGGAGCGACGCCCAUCCGCGUGGGCUUCUACGACAUCGAACGCACCAUCGGCAAGGGCAACUUCGCCGUCGUCAAACUGGCCAGACAUCGCAUCACCAAGACGGAGGUGGCCAUCAAGAUCAUCGACAAGUCGCAGUUGGACGCGGCGAACCUGCGCAAGGUGUACCGCGAGGUGGACAUCAUGAAGACGCUCGACCACCCGCACAUCAUCAACCUCUACCAGGUGAUGGAGACGAAGAACAUGAUCUACAUCGUAUCGGAGUACGCCAGUCAGGGUGAGAUAUUUGACUACAUCGCGAGGUUCGGCCGGAUGUCGGAGUCGGCAGCGCGGCGCAAGUUCUGGCAGAUCCUGUCCGCCGUGGAGUACUGCCACAACAAGCGGGUGGUACAUCGGGACCUCAAGGCGGAGAAUCUGCUGCUGGACGCGAACAUGAACAUAAAGAUCGCGGACUUCGGCUUCAGCAACUACUUCACCCCGGGCGAGACGCUGAGCACGUGGUGCGGCUCUCCGCCCUACGCCGCUCCAGAGGUGUUCGAGGGCAAGCGCUACGUGGGGCCCGAGAUAGACAUCUGGAGCCUGGGCGUCGUGCUGUAUGUGCUGGUGUGCGGCGCCCUUCCUUUCGACGGAUCGAGCCUGCAGUCGCUCAGGGACCGCGUGCUGUCCGGCAGGUUCCGCAUCCCUUACUUCAUGAGCUCCGACUGCGAGUCGCUGAUCCGCAAGAUGCUGGUGCUGGACCCGUGCCGGCGGUACACGGUGGAGCAGAUCAAGCGCCACCGCUGGAUGAGCGCCGAGGCGCCGCGGCUGCUGCCCAGCGGCGCGGGCGGCACCUCCUCCGAGCCCAACGAGCAGAUCCUGCGACUCAUGCAGAGCCUCGGCAUCGACGGCAACAAGACCCGAGAGUCUCUGCGCAGCGGCAGCUACGACCACCACGCGGCCAUCUACCUGCUGCUGCUGGAGCGCCUGCGCCAGCACCGGUCGUCGCUGCCGCCGCUGGCCGCGCAGCAGCCGGAGCCGGGAGCGCUGCCGCCCGUCACGGCCGCCCCCGCCGCCGCCCCCGCGGCCGCCCCCGAGCGCCGCCGGCCGUCCGGCGUGGCGGAGCAGGCGGUGCGCAAGCUGGCGUCGGCCGCCGCGGCCGCCGGCGUGGGCGUGGGCGUAGACGCCGCGCGCCGCGCCAGCCUCGACCACCGGCACGACAUCCUGCACGACCUCGCCGCCGCCAGGCGCCUCCCGACGCGGCACUUGUCGAGCGUGUCGGCGGACGAGGGGGUGGAGGUGGAGGCGGAGGGCGGCUACGGCAGCGCGUCGUCCUCCAGCUGCAACAAGGGCCUCAGCCAGCACCUCAGCUGCGACUCGGGCUGCUCCGCCGUCUUCGAGGGCUCCGGGCUCGACCUCGCCUCCAGCCUACCCUCCUGCAGCUACAGCCGCGACGGCUCCGCGCUCGAGGUGUGGCUGCCGGCAGCGGCGGCAGGUGUCGCGUGCGGGGGCGUGUCGACUCCGCCCCCGCGGCCCACCGCGUCGCCGACUCCGCCCCCGGGCCUGGUGCCGGCGGCAGCCGCCCUCGCGAUACGCCCCCGUCUGCCGGCGGACCGCGACCGCGCCGCCAGGGAGCGCCUGGGGCUGGCCGCCGCCUCCCAGGGCCAGGGCCAGGGCCAGGGGCUGCAGCACCAGCUGCUCGCCUCACGCCUCCUGCACUCCCGCAGGCUCCUGCUGCAGACCAUGCACGCCAAGCACCAGGAGCCACUCAUCCCGAGGACACCGCGUGCCCACGGUCCGGUGCUGAGGCAGGCGUCGUACAAGAUGGCCGUCCAGCAGGCACCGUUGCUGCCCCCGCUGGAGCCGCCCCCACUGCCGCUGGCCGACGACUGGCGUUCACUGCCCGGCUCGCUAGCUGCUGCCUGCUCACUCGCAGACUCCCAGCCUCCUCCGCUGUCACUGAGUCCUGCACCUGGCUCCUACCUGCCGGGAGGCCUGCCUUGGCAACCACUGGGACCAUCGGUCUGUGACAGUCCCAUCCUUGAACUCACGGAGCACAUGGAAUCUGUCUGAAGGCAGUGGUGCAGAAUGUUCGAAGGCUACAUUUUACUUCAGCCCCCUGUGGGCUUCUGCCAUUACGGGCCCAGUAUUUGAUUGCUUGAGAAUGAUUUAUACUUCGAAACAGAUUAAAUUUUAAGAGUAAGGUGUACCUGUCGGCAGUCCUUGAACCUGAAUAUGAUGCUCAUUUUGCGCUACAUGUUGGCCUGUUAAACUUCAGCUCAAUCAGGAAUCCAAUUUUUUUCUUUGGAAAUGUGGUACACUACUUAUAAUCUACAUCGAGUCACAGGUACUGACAGACCAAAAUUCGGCCCGUAGGCAUGUAACAUAUUUUGGUGUAAUAUAAUUUUAAAAAUUUACAGUUUUGCAAAGGUAUGUGACCUUUUCUUUUGUGUAAAACUGGAACAUAUAAAUUGUGAUCACUACCUUUUUAGUUUUAAAUAAUCCAAAAUACUCCACAGAAAUUUAGAAGAGACAAAAAAUGUUUGUACACAAAUCAUACAGCUACUGGCUAAAAUUUUGUACCAUUCUUGGGAUGUGGGAAAGGUAAUGAGUAAAGGUCUCAAAAUUCUGAGGAUUGAUGGAUGUGACUGAACUGCAAAUAUGUGCUUUUUUUGUCCAAAGACAUGUAGGGUUGUGUUGGAGAUAAACUAGACUUGAUUGAAGAAGUUGAUUACAAUAGGAGAAAGCCAUUUUAUAUGAGAUGGUGUGAAAAAUUUAUAGGGCUUCAUGAUUGCUCAACAUAAUGUAGGAGAUGAAGUGGUACUUGUGAAAUGUGUAACUGCAACUAUUGUAGUGAGCAGAAUUUGAAUACUAGUCAUAUGUGUGUCAUUGUUGGUGUUGUUGUUAGUGAAAGUAGAUGCAAUGGCUCCAGAUUUCUGUGGCACUUGUGCUCCAAGACAAGACUGUUUCACUUUCAUGAUUCAUGUGAAGGGAUGUACUUAAUUUUGUGGUGCAUAUUUCAGUUUAAUGUUUUAAGUAUUCAAAUUGCAAUCAGUUUAUAUUUCAUCAUUUGUAGUUAGUCUCUUUUUAUUCUUCAAAGAGAAAGGAACAUGAAAUGGCAACAAAGCCACACAAAAUGUACGGCCUCCAAAGUUAAUCAACAAUGUGAAUUGCCUAGGUUGAGAGUUCCUAAGUUUUGAUAAUGCCUCUAGAAUUCUAGUCUGUAACAUAACAUUAUUAUGAUAUCUGGAGUGAUGAUUUUUCAUUAUUUUGACUGUAAUUUGUUCAUAUAUACAUGUGUGCUCUGAUGAAACAAGUGUAAAUAAUGCUGCAAAAAUCUGAAGGAAUUGUUGUUUUGUGCUAUGAUAACUGUGCAUGGUUUGUGUUAAAGCGGGACAUUUACAAACUGUAAAUAAAAAAUUCAGUUUCAUCAGUUUGAUCAUCUUCAGGCAACAUGUGUGGAACAUUACAAACAUUUUUCACAAUUGAAGGCAAUGUUGUUGCAUCAAAUUUGUAUGAAGUAAUCCAUACUGUCUUUCCUAGC